Molecule: messenger RNA, 3303 nt
Organism: Orussus abietinus
Lineage: Eukaryota; Metazoa; Arthropoda; Insecta; Hymenoptera; Orussidae
Exons: 1
Coding region: 1-3303 (1100 amino acids)
Source: RefSeq, a predicted model, not a curated record
AUGGCAUCGACGGUCGCGCCAGAAGCGGCCGAGCCGGACAGCGACGCGUCCAGCACCGAGGAGCAGGAGGCGCGCAAGCGGCCGCGGGGAGACCCGGAUUCGUCCAGCCCGAAGAAGCGCCGGAAGCAGACGACGCCGGUAAGGUUCCCCCUAUCCCUGGCGGCGGAAGAGCACGCGGAGUCCGAGUCGGAGGCGGAGGCGGAGGCGGAGGAGCUGGACCGGGCGGGUAAGUCGGGGAGUCCGUCGCGACUGUCCUCGAUGCCCGUCGUCGUCCAUCGUCGGCCGAACGGCGAGGAGGUCGCGGGCGAGCACGAGGAGAUCGAGCACGGCGACGAGGCGUCGAGCUCGCGCCAGCUGGGCGAGUCGCCGGACUCGCGGAACCGCGUCCGGCUCGCGGCGGACGUCUUCCAGCCGAUGGACGCGUCGGGCAGUCCGAUCGACCUCUCCGGGCUCGGCGCGAAGGGCUUCGGGCCGCCCUGGAUGUCCGGACCCGUGCAAUCGCAGAUGCAGACGCAGACUCAGUUCCAAGGCGAGGAGUGGCAGUCCCAGAGCGUCGUCUCCUCGAUGGCCUCCGUGGGCUCCCACCUCCAGGGACUCCCCUUUCCGAACGCCCUGGCCCAGUACCUGCCCUUUCCCGGAUUUCCUCUGCCCGAGACCAAUCCCGCGCAUCGGGUUCCCCCCGUUGGCUCGACCCCGGUCAAGAUAUUCAACCCCGACGCGUACUGCGACCUCUGCAACAAGGAGUUCUGCAACAAGUACUUCCUGAAGACGCACAAGGCCAACAAGCACGGCAUCUACGUGGACUCGCCGGUCCAGAGCGCGGAGGGCGGAUCCGCCGUCUACUCCGGCGCGUUUCCCGGGGCCAACGUCAAGAUGGAGGUCGCCGGGGGGUCCACCUCGACUUCCGGGGUUCCCUGCGAGGUCUGUCAGAAGCGAUUCAAGAACGAGGACUCCCUGAGGAAGCACAGGCAGAAGAUCCACGGGGACGGCGUGGAACUCUCGGAUUCCCAGCUCGGGGGUCCGAGCUCGACGGCGACCGACGAGGACAGGGACGCGGCCAGGCGGAGCUUGACCCCCGGCACCGUGGCAGCUCUCUUCCGGCAGGAGUUCGCCGUCGAACAGGAGGAGACGACCUUCAUGCCCACGCCCAGGAGACUGUCUCCGAGCUCCAUGCAGCAGGCCAAGGACUCCGGCUUCAGCGCGGACCGACUGCACCGCCUGGGCGUCGUCAACCCGGAGGCCUUUUGCGAGCUCUGCUGCAAGGAGUACUGCAACAAGUACUUUCUGCGCACCCACAAGAUGAAGAGGCACGGGAUCUUUGUGCAAGAGACCUCGGAGAAGUCGCCGGGCAAUCCGGGAGUCGCGGCUGACUGGCCCCAGGUGCAGACCAGCCCGCUAAACCUGAUCGUGACGGAGAACGCGGGGACCGGCUCCGAGUCCGGAGACCGGCCCGGGGAGGACUGCGAGUGCAAGACCUGCGACCUGAGAUUCCAGACGUUGGCGCUGUACCAGGCGCACCGGCGGAAGAUGCACUCCGGCUACGAGCAGCGUUCUCCGAAGACCGAGGGAGACGCCGAGUCCUCCGAUCAGCGCACCGACUCCAUAUCCGAGGACCUGCGGAAGCUGCAGACCAUGAUCCUUCAGCUGAACGGCCUGGAGUCCGUCAAGGGGACGUCCUGCGCCGAGGGCGGGAAGGAGUUCGACGCCGAGUCGUCCUUCCGGGCGCACGUGGCCGCGGAGGACCCGACCUCGCCCUCGAAGGAAGCGGAGAGCUCUCCGACGCCCCUGCCCAAGUCCUGCUGUGCCCUCUGCGAGAAGGAGUUCCCCGAUUACGAGGCGCUCCGCGGACACAUAACCGAGGAGCACCAGCCCGGAGCUCCGAGUUCCACGAGUCCGAUGCAUCCUCUGCCGGCGCCCGCGACGUCGGGGCCCUCGACGACGCCCGCUCUUCAGCCCGAGCGGAAGUUCCCCUCCUCCGUGACUCCUACCUCCAGCUAUUGCGAGAUCUGCAACAAGGAGCUCUGUAACAAGUACUUCAUGAAGACGCACAUGCAGCGGAUGCACGGCAUCGAGAUCGAGAAUGGCGCCCAGAUAGGCGGAGUGAUCUGCAACAUCUGCAACAAGGAGCUGUGCAGCAAGUACUUCCUCCGGGUCCACAAGCACAACACCCACGGCAUCGUCGAGGAGAGCCCGAGCGGCUCGACCAAGCAGGAGACCUACGACUCCUCGAGCACGGAGGAUCCCGCCCUGAAGCCCGAACAGCUGAGCGACCUGAGCCACCGGUACUUUAACCACUUCACCGAGGUCUGUCCGGUCUGCAACCGGAGAUUCCGGAGCCUGAAGUGGCUGAAGGCCCACCUCCUCGGGGAGCACGGCAAGGUCGGGAUGGACAAGUGGCGAGAGAUGGAGCAGCAGGGCCAGUCGGCUCCGAAGGCCGGCGGCAGGUCCUCGGGCCCGUCCAAGGUCUCCGGCAUCCGGAUACCCAACGGCUCCAACGGCUCGGAGCCGGCGCCGUCCCUCGACGCGGCCGGCUUCUCGGGCAUGGGCAGCCACGUGCUGACCAGCCUCUUCGGCGCUUCCACGGAGGAGCAGCGGCGCAAGAGCUACCGCUGCUCCUACUGCGGCUUCGCGACCUCUGUCCUGCCGUACCUCUUCCUGCACGAGAAGUCGCACACCGGCUCCCAGGAGGCCGAGGCCGCCGAGGGCGACCGGGCCCUCCGGUGCCCCGUCUGCUCCCAGGGGUUCGCCCAGCCGGAGCUGCUCCACCACCACCUGCUGACCAGGCACCAGUUCCCCCUGCUGCUCUCCCACUUUCAGGCUCCGGCGCUCCAAGGCCCGGAGCUGCCGCCCCAGGAGCCGAAGGACGACCCGCCGCGCGGCUCCGCCGCCGACUCGCCCGGGACCGCCAGGAAACCGGACGACGCCGCGGUGCGGGUCACUCCCCAGGGCGCGUACAAGUGCGCCCAGUGCGGCUUCGCCACCGCCAACCUGAACAGAAUCAAGAAGCACGUGAAGAAGGAUCACCGGUCCAUCGGGGAUCCCUGCGAGAGCGUCAUCGCCGAGCUGGGCAAGGCGCUGAAGGACGUCGCCAACAAGCACAAGGUGCCCGCGAGCUACGCCGUGCCCCAGGAAGCCGGCUCCCCGACCGAGCGGACCAUCAUGCAACCCUUCAAGAUCGAGGAGUGCGACGCCGCCCCGGCGGGGGAGGAGGCCGGUCGCUUCGCGCCCGCCCUCGUCUACCUGCCGGUCAGGACCAGGGUCACCAACGUCCUCACCGCCUCCUUUACCCUCAGCCCGGCCUGA